Zymoseptoria tritici IPO323 is the source of this 1153-nucleotide messenger RNA. RefSeq lists its product as uncharacterized. NCBI's taxonomy places the organism in Eukaryota, Fungi, Ascomycota, Dothideomycetes, Mycosphaerellales, Mycosphaerellaceae. Gene Ontology annotation, molecular function: arylformamidase activity. Bases 43 to 1062 code for a protein of 339 amino acids. The record is from RefSeq and is a predicted model, not a curated record. The transcript has 3 exons.
AACUACCAAUCGUUAUUACUAUAUCAAGUAACGACAACCAUCAUGUCUUUCAAGGUUCCAGAUUGGGAUGACCUUCCGGACGUUGAGGGAAUGCCCAAAGGUUGCGCAUGGGGCGUAUUCGACAAGGACGGCAAAAAGGAUAUCUAUGGAACCCUCAACUUCCUCACGCCAGAGGUCAUCAAGGCCGCCUACGCCGAAGCCAAAGACGGAGUCUCAGUCUCCCUCAACUGGCCCAUCGGCGCCAUCAAGACACCAGGAUUCGGCCGCAAAGGACUCGUACACAAAGUUGUCAGCUUCGUCGGCAGUGCGCUCGAUUGCCACGGCUACGAUGACGAGCUCGAAUUCAACACGCAGUGCAGCUCCCAAUGGGACUCGCUCGUCCACUUCCACCACCAGCCCAGCCAGUCGGGCUAUAAUGGCACGAAGACCAGUGUCGAGGAAUUGACGCAAGAGCACGGCAACGAGGACACCGAGGGAAAGCUUCCCACUCUCAAUCAAUGGCACAAGCGAGGAGGCAUGGUCGCUCGCGGCGUCUUUAUAGACUUCAAGAAAUGGGCUGACGAGCAAGGCCGCUCAUUCAACCCUUUCAACGACGACAAGAUCACCGUCGAGGACAUCGAGGCAAUCGCCAAGAAGCAGGGUGUGGAGUUCAAGCAGGGCGACGUGAUCAUCAUCCGCUCUGGCUUCACCGAAGCCCUCACUGGCAUCUCCGGCGAGAAGCAAGCGGAACUGAUGGGCUCUCAUCGAGUCUGCGGUGUGACCGGAAACGAAGAGACGGCCAAAUGGUUCUGGAACAAGCACUUCGCAGCUGUGGCGGGAGACAUGAUCGCGUUCGAGCACAUUCCACCGAACAUCAACGGCAAGGAGGCUCCUGUGUCGGACUUGGUUUUGCACCAGUACUUCUUGGGCCUGUUCGGUAUGAGCAUUGGUGAGCUCUGGGACUUGAAGGCGUUGUCCGAGACUGCGGCCAAGUUGAACAGAUAUACUUUCUUGUUGACCUCGGUGCCGUUGAAUGUGCCCGGCGGUGUUGGCUCUCCGCCGAAUGCGCUUGCCAUCUUUUAGGCAUAUCAUCAAGGCGAGACUGCUGUACAUAUGGAUGCAUAUCACCGUAUGGUCACCGACGCUCCCUCAAUAUCAAGUUCCCUGAAAUUCU